Corylus avellana is the source of this 1365-nucleotide messenger RNA. The record is from RefSeq and is a predicted model, not a curated record. NCBI's taxonomy places the organism in Eukaryota, Viridiplantae, Streptophyta, Magnoliopsida, Fagales, Betulaceae.
AUGAGGUUUUUCCACCUCCUCAGUUAUGUUUUUCCACUGCCUCGCCUCUGUACGGCUCUUACCGCGGGAGGAGGGAGAAACCUUAUUUUCUCCCUCCUCUCCUCUGUCUUAACAUUUCAUGUCAUUAACAUCAGAACCGACAUCGAAUUCGUCUUCUUUGGCGGGGGAUUUGAUACGCCUUGCGUUUUGGCAAGAUCACACCGCAUCAAUUUUGUCAAUCCGAAGAAGCCUUUAUAUGGACAUAUCUCAAGUAUAGAUUCAACUGGAACCUCGAUGAGAUUAACAUGGGUUAGUGGAGAUUUGGAGCCUCAACAAGUACAAUAUGGAGACGGAAAUACACUGCCCUCGCAAGUUACCACAUUUACACAAGAUCACAUGUGCUCAAGUUCAUCACCAAGUCCAGCAAAGGAUUUUGGGUGGCAUGACCCAGGAUACAUUCAUUCUGCAGUAAUGACAGGACUUGAACCUUCAAGCACCUUCUCCUACAAAUAUGGAAGUGACUCAGCCGGUUGGAGUGAACAAAUCCAAUUUAGAACUCCACCUGCGGGAGGAUCAGAUGAGCUCAGGUUCAUAGCAUAUGGGGAUAUGGGAAAGGCUCCUCGUGAUGCUUCUACCGAGCACUUCAUUCCGCCAGGGUCCCUCUCAGUGAUUGAUGCCAUCGCAGAUGAAGUAGAUUUUAACAAGGUAGACUCAAUCUUCCACAUUGGAGAUAUUAGCUAUGCCACUGGCUUUUAUGUUGAAUGGGAUUUUUUCCUUCAACAAAUAAGCUCUGUAGCAUCACGAGUUUCUUAUAUGACUGCAAUUGGAAACCAUGAGAGAGAUUACGAAGAUUCGGGAUCAAUAUAUACAUUCACUGAUUCAGGAGGAGAAUGUGGAAUUCCUUAUGAAACUUACUUUCCCAUGCCAACUUUAGAAAAGGAUAAGCCAUGGUAUUCCAUAGAACAAGGAAGUGUUCACUUCACAGUGAUUUCAACUGGGCAUAAUUGGACACAAAACUCUGAACAGUAUGAAUGGAUGAAAAAUGACAUGGCUUUGGUCGAUCGAUCAAAAACUCCUUGGUUAGUUUUCACAGGACAUAGACCCAUGUAUUCGUCUGGAGAAGGAUACCUUAAUGUGGAUGAUCAAUUUACUAAGGAAGUAGAACCAUUACUCUUGGAAAACAAAGUUGAUCUGGUUCUCUUUGGCCAUGUUCAUAAUUAUGAGAGAUCUUGCUCCGUUUUCCAAAAAGAAUGCAAGGCCUUUCCUAAAAAAGAUGAAAGUGGGAUAGACGUAUAUGAUCACAGCAAUUAUAGUGCCCCAAUGCAUGCAAUUAUUGGUAUGGGUGGCUUUUCCUUCGACAAGUUCCCAUAUCAAGUAAGCACAUGA